AUGACAACCGGAGGUGAAGGAGCGGUACAGCCUUAUAUGUUUGAGCCUGAGUCAGACCCAGAGCAAGAAGAGGCUCCCGAACAAGUUUUGCAAUCACGGAUGCAACAAGAUGUGUCUGAAUGGUGUACUUGUCACAACUGUGCUACUAUGCCUACAGAACCAGAAAAUGUAUGCUGCAUGGAAAUACCACAGGUUCAAAGAAGAUUACAACAAGUUGAGAAUCCUCCGGCAUGUAUGGUGGACCACCCUGGCCUUGAACCUGUGUGUCUAAAUGUAUUCUCUCUGCAGAAUGCAUAUAAUAUCUUUAGAGCUGACUAUGGGCCGUUACAUCUACGGGGAAUACACCAUCGUUACAGAUAUUUGGCCUACAGAAGCUUUGUAAGCUGGGUUUGGGGCUUUCUGGGCCGGAAAAUAAGAGUGGUGAAUCCUUCAUGCGUAGUUCUACGCAUACGACGGGAAUUCCCCGACACUCAGGGAGCAUAUGUAGGAUUCAGACCACCCCUUGAUUGA
Molecule: messenger RNA, 510 nt
Organism: Misgurnus anguillicaudatus (oriental weatherfish)
Lineage: Eukaryota; Metazoa; Chordata; Actinopteri; Cypriniformes; Cobitidae
Source: RefSeq, a predicted model, not a curated record